GUCCUUGCCAACAACCGCUCGAUUUCAACACUCGCACUCACACUCGUCCCUUGUCAACAGGCCCGGUUGGCAACUGUUGCUCUCCACCGAGACAUCCCCAUCGUGCAUACGACUCCAAGCUCACAUUUCUUCUGGCAGGUUGUGGGAUGUGUUUAGAGCGACCAUGGGCGACCAAACCGUUGCCGUCAAGCUUGUCAACUUUGACACAUUCUCCAAAACUCGUCAGCCCAUCAAGGAGGAAAGAGACGUCAGUGGUGAGAUGGGGGACAGAGACGUGGCAGAAUCAGAACGAGAUCCCGACCGAGAAGAAGAAGAAGGUUAUACCGCCCUCGAAGCUGAACGAGCCGUGUGGAACGAGAUAAACUUACUGCGAGGACCUCUGGUCCAUCUGCAGGGUAAUCAGAUCCCUCGUUUGUUCGGAGUGUGGGAUGCAGUGGGAACGAACGAUCGAUUAUGUCAUCCUGAGCGAGCGGCAGUCACCAUGGUCGUCAUGGGGUAUGCGGGGAUCGAAUCUCAUGUUCCUUUGGAGACGGUCAUAUCCAUCUAUUCAGCGCUUCACCGUUCAGGUACCCUUCAUGGAGAUGUGGCACGUCGUCACGUUCUCGUCGAUCCACUCGGACUCGCAAGACUGAUCGACUUUGAUUGUUCGAGAAAAGGUGCACGGUCGGAAUUGGAGGCAGAGAUCAACUUGGUCAAAGACGUGUUUGGAUGAUUGAUGAAAGAUUUGUUCAUGCAUUCCCAUCGGUCG
This is a messenger RNA of Tremella mesenterica DSM 1558, 748 nucleotides long. RefSeq lists its product as uncharacterized. Bases 164 to 712 code for a protein of 182 amino acids. The transcript has 2 exons. Lineage: Eukaryota; Fungi; Basidiomycota; Tremellomycetes; Tremellales; Tremellaceae. The record is from RefSeq and is a predicted model, not a curated record.